GAGCGUGCUAAUGUGACCAAAAUUAUCGUUUUUGUUAAUGAUGUUAAAAAGGUGAUAGUCAGUGUGACAAAUAACUUGAAAUAACUUUGACAACUUCCUUGAGGACUGGUCUGAAAAUGUUUUUCUAAUGUAGUUUUAACCAUUUUAAAGGCUAAUAGUUUUGAUGUCUGUAAAAGUAGAAACUUCUGACCUUUGAAAUGCAUCAAAUCGGGACAUAUUUGUCUAUCGGUCCAUAGUUUCUCAUUGGUUCAUAUGCAUAAAUCAGAAAUAUAGUUCGGUAUCUAACUUUAUUUAAAACUGCAGAAUCAGUAAUACAAUUUUAAGUUGCGCCCUUACAGUUUUCAUGUUACCUUUUUAAUUCUUUACAAUCAAGUGUCAAUAUUUGCUUUUAAAAAAUAAAACAACAUUCACAUAAAAUAUGAGUUGAAAGAUGACUUUAGAACAGAUUUUUAAAUGUAUUUGCUAAAAAAAGAGUGAGAGAAAGAAAUAUUUCCAAUUUGUUGCAUUCAUUUAGAAUAUAAACAAAGCUGGUACAGAUAAGUAGCAAAAAAGACAAAAAUAUUUGACAUAUUUUGUAAUUUCAAGAAUAAACACACUUAUACCACAAAAACAAAAUAAACUCAUGCAACUAAAAUGAAGCUAGAACACCUCUAGCCUCAAUGAGGAAGAAGUACAAACUCUGAUUCAUUUUAUAUCCCUAAGACAACAACAAGAUCUUUGGUUGCAGAACUACUGAAUGUUCCAGGUAUGACAAUCCUUUUAAAUUUGAUAACAUGUGUGAUGGUUGAUUUCCAAUCCACAGUUUUGCUUCAAAGGUCACAGCUCAUUCCUAGAUCCAUUGCCAACCAUGUGAAGCUGCUGCAUUACAGCUCAGGUUUUAUAAUGAAAUCUAAGGGCUACUGUUGUUGUCAGUAAACUGCACCUGUCCCGCCUCUUCAGGAUGACAGCUCAAACUGUCUCCUCUGUGAUGGAAGCGCCCCGCUAUAGACCCGUUCAGGGUUGCUCGACAGUAGCUGGGUCGGAUCCAGCAGAGUUCUGAAGAUGAAUGGGCCGGACGGAGGUUAUGGAAGCGCCGAGAGGUUCAGGGAUACUGACUGCUUAUGGGAAGUGUCUGUGAAAUGUUCCAUAGUUAGAGAGCCCCAGUCGACUGAGCUCACUGGACUCUUUGUGGAGAAACCACCAAGCAACGUAGUGGCAGUAGCCGGAUCGGACGUGACUGUUGUUGCCAAGGUGGACUCAACCACCCUGACAAGAAAACCCACCAUGAAGUGGCUGAAGGGAAAGUGGAUGGACCUUGGCAGCAAAGCUGGGAAGCAUUUCCAGUUCAAGGAAACUUACGACAGAAAUACUAAAAUCUACACUUACGAAAUGAAGAUCGUCAAAGCAGUCCCAGGGGACGCUGGCGGCUACAGGUGUGAGGUGACAGCUAAAGACAAAUGCGACAGCUCCACUUUUGAGGUUUCUGUGGAGGCUGCACACCAGGAGGAGCAAGCAGAUAUUUUGUCUGCUUUCAAGAGAGCGGAUGCUGGAGAGGAUGAGGGAGAACUUGACUUCAGUGCCCUACUGAAAGCCACCAAGAAAAAGAAGAAAGCUGAAAAACAGGAACCAGAGAUAGAUGUGUGGGAAUUGCUUAAAAGUGCCCACCCAAGCGAGUAUGAGAAAAUUGCCUUUAAGUAUGGCAUCACUGACCUGAGGGGCAUGCUGAAGCGUCUGAAAAAGAUGAAAGAACAGCCAGUAAAGCACAGUGAGGCUUUUCUGAAAAGGCUUGAAUCUUGCUACACUGUGGACAAAGGGAAGAAAAUUGUCAUGUCUUGUGAAGUUCUUGAUCCAAACGCCCAGGUCAAAUGGUUGAAGAACGGCCAGGAGAUCAAACCUUCAGCCAAGUACGUCAUGGAGGCCAACGGGAACGUCCGAACUCUGACCAUCAACAAAACCAAUCUGGCUGACGACGCGGCGUACGAGUGUGUGGUCGGGGAGGACAAGUGCUCCACGGAAGUUUAUGUCAAAGAGCCUCCAGUCACCAUCACCAAGCUGAUGGAUGAUUACCAUGUGGUUGUGGGCGAAAGAGUGGAGUUUGAGAUUGAAGUGUCAGAGGAAGGUGCACAUGUCAUGUGGUGCUUUGAGGAUCAAGAACUCCACAAAGACAAAGAGUCCUCCAAGUACCGCUUCAAAAAGGAUGGAAAGAAGCACACUUUUAUAAUUCUAGAGGCUACCCUGGAUGACAUUGGCAUGUACCAUGCCUGGACAAACGGGGGUCACACCAAAGGAGAGCUGGAGGUGGAAGAAAAGGAGCUGGAAGUGUUGCAGGACAUCGCCGAUUUAACAGUCAGAGCAACAGAACAGGCAAUGUUCAAGUGUGAAGUGUCUGAUGACAAGGUCACCGGAAAGUGGUACAAAGACGGCGUGGAGGUCCUACCAAGCGAACGCAUCAAAAUGACUCACAUUGGAAGGUUCCACCGGCUGUUAAUUGAAGAUGUGAAGCCAGAGGAUGCUGGAGACUACACAUUUGUUCCUGAUGGAUAUGCUCUGUCACUUUCUGCUAAACUGAACUUCUUGGAAAUCAAGAUUGAUUAUGUGCCCAGACAAGAUCCCCCAAAGAUCCACCUGGACACCACGGGAAACAUGGUCUCCCAGAAUACCAUUAUUGUGGUGGCGGGCAACAAAUUACGCCUGGAUGUCGAGAUCACAGGAGAACCAGCUCCCACUGUGGUUUGGUCUAAAGGAGAUAAACCAAUCACAGAGACUGAAGGCCGUGUGAGGGUAGAGUCCCGGAAGGACCUUAGCUGCUUUGUCAUUGAGGGGGCAGAAAGAGAUGAUGAGGGCAACUAUAGUAUCUGUGUCACCAACCCCGCUGGAGAGGACAAGGCUAUGCUGUUGGUGAAAAUUGUGGAUGUGCCUGAUCCCCCUGAGAAUGUUAAAUGCACUGGAGUGGGAGAGGACUGUGCCACUAUUAUUUGGGAGCCUCCCAAAUUUGAUGGGGGAGCGCCAAUCAAAGGUUAUCUCAUGGAAAGGAAGAAGAAAGGCUCCUCCAGAUGGACAAAACUGAACUUUGAUGUGUAUGAGUCAACCACAUACGAGGCCAAAAGGAUGAUUGAAGGAGUUUUGUACGAGAUGAGAGUGUUUGCCGUUAACAGCAUCGGCAUGUCUCAGCCAAGUCUGAACUCCAAGCCCUUCAUGCCCAUCGCACCAACUAGCGAGCCAACUCGCCUGACCGUCCACGAUGUGACAGACAGCACAUGCAGCUUGAAGUGGCUCGCCCCAGAGAAGAUCGGAGCUGGAGGUCUGGAUGGCUACAUCAUUGAGUACUGCAAGGAGGGAGGUAACAACAACCGGUUCUUAUACUUGAUGAGUAAAUACACAAUAUUGAUUAAAAGAGAUAAUCAAAGUCUUCUGUUUUUCUCAGGCACGGACUGGGUUCAAGCUAACACAGAUAUUUGUGAGCGGCAGGGAUUUGUGGUGCGUGACCUUCCAGUGGGGGAGAAAAUCAACUUCAGAGUGAUAGCGGUGAACAUUGCCGGUCGCAGUCCACCCGCGACCUUGGCGCAGCCAGUCACCAUCCGAGAAAUUGUUGAACAUCCAAAGAUUCGCCUUCCUCGCGAGCUAAGAACAAAAUACAUCAGGAGAGUGGGAGAAAAGAUCAACCUGACCAUCCCAUUCCAGGGUAAGCCUCGACCUGUUGCCACCUGGUACAAGGAUGGUAAACCCAUUGACCCAAAGAUGGUCAAUGCCCACACCUCACAUGUGGAAAGCAUCCUCUUCAUUCGCUCGGCGGAGAGAGAUCACUCUGGAACGUAUGAGCUGGUGUUACAGAUUGAGAACAUGGAAGACAGAGCAACUAUUAAUAUUCGGAUUAUUGAGAAGCCAGGGCCACCCCAAAAAGUGAGAGUUACUGACGUUUGGGGCUUUAACGCUGCUCUGGAGUGGGACCCACCCAAAGAUGACGGCAACAGUGAGAUUACUGGAUACUGUAUCCAGAAAGCAGAUAUGAAGACCAAGGAAUGGUUCACCGUUUAUGACCAUAACAGACGGACAAACUGCACAGUUUCAGACCUGGUAAUGGGCAAUGAAUAUUCAUUCCGCGUCUACAGUGAAAACCUUUGUGGUUUAAGUGAGGAUCCUGGCCUCAGCAAGAACACAGCUGUUAUUUCUAAAUCAGCCCUCGAGCACAAAAGAAACCCUUACAAGGAGAAGGACAUGACCUGUGCGCCCAAGUUUACUCAACCGCUGGUGGACAGAACGGUUGUUGCUGGUUACAGUAUGGCCAUCAGCUGUGCUGUGAGAGGCUUCCCUAAGCCUAAGAUUGUGUGGAUGAAGAACAAAAUGAUCAUUGGAGAGGAUCCCAAGUAUUUGAUGCAGAACAACCAGGGAGUGCUGACCCUCAACAUUCGGAAGCCAAGCACCUUCGACGGAGGCAAAUACUCCUGCAUGGCUGUCAACGAGUUGGGCAAGGAUGAAGUGGAGUGCAAGCUGGAUGUGAAAGUUGCCGCAGACCCAGAGAAGCAAUGAGAACUAAAGAGCAAACAAUGUAAAAGUUGAACCAAAUAUUGAAUGAGUAGUAAAUGUCACCGUAGAGUCAUAAUCAAAUACAAUUUAUUGAUAGAUGCUAAACUUUCUGUUUAAUUGAUCAUCACACAUAGAGAAGAAGCCUCUAGAUUCAAUCAUAUACAGAAAAAAGACGACAGCCAAUGAUUAUCAGAGCUCUUCCCCUCUUGAGGGUGUUUGUUUUUAUAAACACUGAUUUGUGGCCGUCCUUUUCUCACACCUCCCUGGAGUAGCGUCCUCUCCGUCUACGGAUCGCCACACCUGUACUGAACAACAGCGCCACUGCCAGGACUCCCACUGCCACUGCAAGAGCUGUAAUGACCCCUGUGAACAGUUUGGUCUCUGUCAAUUCUAAAGCUUUCGAUAUUUUUAAAGCCUGUGUGUUGUGCACUGAAGCAAAUCCCCUCACCUGUGCUCGACCAUUUAGUUCUCAAGCCACACUCAACAUCCACGUCUUCUGCCAGCACAUCCCGCACCAGCUCAGUGAACAUUGACAAUGGGCAGGGGUGCAACCCAUUGCAUCCUGGCACAGAAUUGGGGUGGGGGUCACGCCAAGUCUCAUUGCGGUAAUACAUUUCCAGUGAAUAGGAUCUGUAGUUUAUUUGCAUGAAAACAAUGAGAUGACAAACAUUUGCAUGUUAAAAAAAUGUCAUGGAGUGAUAGUUUUAUCACAGUGAUGUUAAAAAAUGUUUAAUUUGAACAGGAUUCAAGGGAAAGAAUGUGUACUUUUAUAAGUUUUGUGAAUGCAACGACUUGAAAUAUGAAUGUGUUUGACUGUCUGUGUGUGACCUAGAUAGCAUACUUUAAUAUGCAAGGAGAGGUAAAAAAACUGGAAAGAAGUCAUUACCCAUCAUACUCCUGGUAGAACUCAAAGAGCUGACAGGCGGCGUAGGGAGGAAGAAGGCCGUUGUAUACGUCCAAAGCUGCCUGGAGGGUGAUGAGUGUAGAAUCAUGCUAGAAAAAAAAGAACAAAGCAUCAAAGUGUUUUUAGAAAAAUAUGAAAUACCAGUUUGGAAAAUUGUUGAUGCAUGUAUGAAAACAAUAAACUUACAGCUGAAUACAU
Messenger RNA from Oryzias melastigma (Indian medaka), 5605 nucleotides. Its product is annotated as myosin-binding protein C, fast-type. The record is from RefSeq and is a predicted model, not a curated record. NCBI's taxonomy places the organism in Eukaryota, Metazoa, Chordata, Actinopteri, Beloniformes, Adrianichthyidae. Gene Ontology annotation, molecular function: protein binding. Bases 1042 to 4506 code for a protein of 1154 amino acids. The transcript is spliced from 26 exons.